Durotheca rogersii is the source of this 1540-nucleotide messenger RNA. RefSeq lists its product as uncharacterized. The coding region runs from base 540 to 1130 and encodes 196 amino acids. Lineage: Eukaryota; Fungi; Ascomycota; Sordariomycetes; Xylariales; Xylariaceae. The transcript is spliced from 2 exons. The record is from RefSeq and is a predicted model, not a curated record.
AACGAGUGCUAAAUGUGCCGGUGCUUCGCGAUGUCGACCUUCGAAUUGGGAAUGCGCGCUGUUUAACCGCCUCCCGUGCGAUACGACACGCGUAUUUUACCGGCGAUAUGGAUGCUCCAAGCAGCACACGGCUCUAAGCGUCACGACAGGGUUCGCACCCUUCAAAUAUAUUGCCUCAUCAACACUGAUAUACUCGAUCAAGGCCGUCGAUUGAUAUUUCGAGGAAAAAUCUUCCUCGCUAGCGAGGGGUGCUACCGCGUCUAGAGCGGAUGCUUAUCUGGAAUGGAGGGGAGUCAAAGGACAGUGGGCAUACAAAAAGAGCCUCCUUCCCCCCCUACCCAGCAAUUUUGCUCUAUCGUCAGAGCCAAGGUGCAGACGAUCUGAAGGCACCUCGUAAUAGCCUAGCUUCUAUAGCGGACAUCCGCCCAUCAUUUCCGCUCGGUAGCUAGCCAGCCCGAGAGUAGUAACCAGGCCGCCUGCCUCUUUAUCUCGGAACCAGAGCCAAGGCCAACAGGCUCGCUUAUCCAGCACCAUCGACGAUGCUGUCGCAGCUCCUCCCCCUCGCCGCUCUCGCGGCCACCGCCUCGGCGCACGGGCUGAUCUCGUCGCCUACGCCGCGCCGUCCCGGCGACGCCUCGGUGGCGGCGUGCGGGCGCUCGGUCGUCAACGACAUCACGCGGGACCAGACGUCGCACGUGGAAGGCCUGCCGGAGCUCGCGGCCGCCGACGCGGGCUACCGCGCGGACGCGUGCAACCUGUGGCUGUGCCGCGGCCUGCAGUUCGGCGACAACGCGGCCAACGUGCAGACGUACGCGCCCGGCCAGUCGGUCAACGUCCGCGUCACCCUCACCAUCCCCCACGUCGGCGCCGCCAACGUCUCCAUCGUCGACACCCGGUCCGACACCCUCGUCGGCCCCGCCCCCCUCCUCGUCUGGCCCUCGGGCUACGCCGACGAGCGCCAGUUCUACGCCCGCCAGACCCCCGCCAACCAGACCAACUUCAACGUCACCAUCCCCCAGGACCUCGGCGGCAAGUGCGCCGUGCCCGGCGAAUGCGUGAUCCAGUGGUGGUGGUACGGGACCGGCGCGAGGCAGACGUACGAGUCCUGCAUAGACUUUAUCGUGGCGUAGGGCGGUAGCCCGCUCCCGUGUCGAUGGCGGGCGGAGGGGAGGGGAGGGGGGAUAUUUCUGUUGUAUGUAUUUUGUCGAAGGGAUGCCGGCCGGGCUGGGACUGGGAAUACUAGGCGUCGAUAGAUAAUCUAGCGCAUCGUACCUAUGACUUUUGUGCCUGGCGUAGGUCAGGGUUAUCCUCUUGUCUGCUUGUUGACGGGAAAGGGGGGGCAGGUUGAACAAGUCUGGUAUUUUCAUCGGCUACUAGAGGAAAUUUCGUACUGCUAGGUAGGUAAGGUAAGAGGAACGAAACAAGAUUAUAUAAGCACGAAUACUCCUAAACAUCGUAGAUCAUCCCUUGAGUGCCACCGGCCCCACGCGUUUUCCUCAUAACUUACCAUACGACGUUAAGCGAAACAAAAUUCCCGAUA